Molecule: messenger RNA, 2936 nt
Organism: Ectocarpus sp. CCAP 1310/34
Lineage: Eukaryota; Phaeophyceae; Ectocarpales; Ectocarpaceae
Source: the annotation of a GenBank genome assembly
CCCCCUGUUCCCUCACACACCACACAUCCAACAACUGCUGCGGACUUCUUCGCCUUGGCGAGUGCUGAUCAAGCAAGAUCCUGAGAAGCCAUCAUCGUCCGACAAAGCACCCCAGAAAAGCUCAUUCCUCACUUCGCCAAGCCGCUUCCCGAUUUUCUCUCUCUACACAUCAGGGCAACUUACGGCACGUGACGCAUACACCGUCUCUUUUUCCGGGCGUCACGGCGGGGGAAAACCUGGGUUCUGCCGCCUUCGAGCUCUCGAUAAUCAAGAACAGCAAUAGCACCUAUUCAACGGCCGGUCUGCACUUGCCACGGUUUCACACGUUGUUGACCAAGAUGCUGGCCUAUGCAGCGAAAGCUGUGCUGGGAGAGAAGCGCUUCGAGGCGUCGGAAGCGGCCGUUGAAUGGACGGGUGCCCGUGACGGUAGUGGUCGUUCGUUCUGGUACAACGGGGUAACACACGAAGCCACGCUGGAAGACCCCAGCAAAAACGGGAGCUACGCCCCGCCGUCGUCGUUGUCGUUGCCGUCGCAGCUGCUGCAGCGGCAAUCCGCAUCGCCCGUGGCGGUGACGCCGUUCCGGAGCGGGUGCAGGACCCAGGCCGACGCGUGCGUGACGCCGGCGGAAUGCGGCCGCGUGACGCCUCCGUUCUACGGCUGCACAGCCCCGCCGGCCGACGACCGACCCAUCAGCGGCUACGCGUCGCCGCCCUACAACGGCUACGUGUCGCCCCCGGUCAUGACGCCGCCCCACGUGCGCGGGUACUUCUCUCCCGGCACCGGCGGCGUGUCGCCCCCGUGCGGGUACCGGUGCGACCAGCAGCUGCCGCCGCCGCCGCAUCAACACGCCUACCCGGUGCAGAACCAGUCCUCGUGCUUCGCCGCGGGGCAAGCGUGGGAAACACUGCCACGCCAGCCGCGUCGCGCUCGGCGGCAGAGGCGUAGUAACUCCUCCGUUCCGCCAUCCGCGGCUACUGCCGGCGGCGAUGGCAGCGGCAGCGGCGGCUACCGGUGGGACGAAUGCUACAAGGAAACCGAUGGGAAAAAGUUCUGGCGCCACAAAGAGACGGGCGUCAUCAUCACAGAAGACCCCUACCACUAAAAGAAAAGGCCGAGGGGGGCGGAGGGCCCCCCCCCCCCGUCCCCCCCUGGAGACGCUCGACACGAGAACCUCAAGGGCUAUCAAGUGUUGGAGAUCUUUCGAUGUCCACCCUUCGUCGCAGCAGCGAACAGGGACAACGUCGUCGAAGUGAAGCAAACACAGUACGUCGUCCGUCUUGGCUGCAGCCUUUCCCUAGCGAACUGAAUGCAACGAACACACCCAUUGCGGAUGAUCUGCAGGACGUUCGCGGUACCUCCGUGUUGACUGUCGUGGUGCAGAGCAAUGCCUGCAGCAGUGUCCUCUUGAGAGUAGAUGGGUCUAGCGCCUGUUUCUCAACGUCGUACGCCGCGGACAUAUUGCUAGGUGCAACGUUUGUGGUGGGCUACCCUGGGUACAUGCGUGGUGGCUCGGCUUUGGGGACCCGGCAAAGCUGUUUGGCCGUCUGAACCCCUUUGCUCUCGGUUGGUGAUGUCUUGUGGAUAACGCACAAGAAGGAAGUGGAAGCUUCUGGCUUCCGAAAAUAGCGUUAGUAUGUCAUACAAUAUUGACGCGCCAGGAGAAGAGAGAGCAUUGGCAAAAGUGGAUGUUGCGCCGGAAAAGUGGGAUGCGAUGUGUGUUUUCGAUCGCCUGGGUGGUAUUGGGUUUCACCGAAACAUCCCUUGUCCUAUCCUCUGCAGCAAGACGGUGCCGAGCGUUGUCUAAGGGGAAGUUUAUCAGAACGGUUUCCUGGUGUACGCUUGUUGAGGGAAGUAAUGUAUUUGCUGUUUGCCCGUGUAAGCAAGAUAGGUGGUGGUGCGUCAUUGUCAUAUGUAGUGAUCGUCCGGGUCUUCUCUGCGGUGACUGUUCAGGUUUAAGGUGCGGAAGCAUCUGGCAUACGAUAUAUCCUACGGCUCGCCCCCGCCUCCCGAUUGUCUACUAAGCAGAUUCACCAGUAGUAGUUCGUGAUGUAGCGUAGUUGUUCGGGCCAUCCCUUUGUUGAAGGCCCAGACUUUUUGUCAACUGGAAGCGUCUACUGUAGCUCUAGCGUUUCUGCGAUAACUUCUGUCCCCCCUCCCGCCCUCCUGGGGAUCCUAGUUAUUUUUUUCGAUUGGAGGAAAUGAAGUAGUUUUGGGCAAAAUCGGAGGUCCUUGGACUGCCGACUUUUUGUUUGCUCUACAGUAUUAAGUAGUAUUUGUCAAAAUAUGAGAUAUUUUGUGGGGUGUGGGGGUUGGUUUUGCUGCUCUGACGAUUUCGCGCAUACCUCUGUUGGUUCUGGAUAAGUUUCGGCGUUUGGGGACGGGAGUCUCGGUAGGUCAUUAGGUCGCUGUCGUGGUUCUAAUGACCGAAAAGAAUGUCCGCGCUAUUGUAGUUUCAGGUAUCUGUUCCCUCCGAACUUGAACUUUGCUUUGUUAUUUUUUCUUUGUUUUCGUUCUUGUCGCUGCCAACUAUGCUUUUUCUCUUCUUUUUCAACUCAUUUUUUGUGGGCGCCAGUCCCCAACUAUCGGUAUGUCUAUUUUACACACCAUCAGUUGAGGCGCCCAAUUUUUUUCACGUUCGUCCCCGCGGUGCCAUGCCUUCGACUCUCCAAGGUUCCCAGUAGUCUGUUCUCUCUUUUUCGUGUUUGCUCGCGACUUCCAUGCGCUUCCCAUCUGCAGAUCGCGAUUUUGGUGUCCCCAGAGUUUCGCUGUAGUCUACGCUGUUGGCGUUUGUCGUUUAUCCUCAGCGGAUUCCACCACAGCCUGUUUCUCUCAUCACGGCGCUGCUCUCUCUCUUUUUAUGGUGUGGUCUGACGUCGCGACAAGUUUUUUUUCGGUGCUGUGUUUUGAGAACGUCCUCUAAGGUGAUGCUUUCCCU